Pyrenophora tritici-repentis Pt-1C-BFP is the source of this 975-nucleotide messenger RNA. The record is from RefSeq and is a predicted model, not a curated record. Lineage: Eukaryota; Fungi; Ascomycota; Dothideomycetes; Pleosporales; Pleosporaceae.
AUGUUUCGAGCAGCUCCCCGUUUAAUUCACAGCUCCACCAACACAAAAGAGACGGAGCUUCAAGAGCUUGAUGUCUUUGCAGACGAGCCCAGACAACUCGCUCAACCACUCCCGGAAACCGAAGUCGAAUCUGAACACCUCCCCACGAUUGAGUCCAUUUCCGAAGAGCGCAAGAGGAGACAGGCGGUACAGGCACAAUUAGAUGCUCAGAAGCAGAAAGAAGCAGAGGCUCGCUCUUCCAGUGGUGAGGGCGACAUAGAAGGACUCGAAGAGGAGGCAGAUCAACAGGGCGCAUUCAAUCCCGAGACUGGCGAGAUCAAUUGGGAUUGCCCAUGUCUAGGUGGCAUGGCUCAUGGGCCAUGCGGGGAUCAGUUCAAGGCGGCCUUUAGCUGCUUUGUAUACUCCAAGGAAGAGCCCAAGGGCAUGGACUGCAUUGACAAGUUCAAGGACAUGCAAAACUGCUUCCGCGAAUACCCCGAAGUCUAUGGCUCUGAACUCGACUCCGACGCCGACGAAGAAGACGAUAUGAGUGCUACUCCCGCCUCAGAAGCUACCGAGACACCGUCACGCUCCUCGCCCACCUCUACCCCACCUUCCGAUGCCUUCUCCUCCAACGCGCAGCCAACCCCCUCAUCUGACGCCUCAACCAACGACCACGCUGCUCCAGCAAAAGGCAAAAUUUCCGGGGAGCCCAACUCGAAACCCCAGACUGCGACGGGUGGUCUCGUCCCUGAAGAGUACAAGCCAAACACACAGCACAACCCCAUGGUUGACGCGCGAGGAGACAUGAGCAGCCUAGACAGCGAAAAGGAGAAGAGCAAGCAGAAGCCAAAGGGCGACAGCGACACAGAGAGGGCGAACAAGGCCAAGACCCAAGUUAAGAGUCAGGAGCCGGUUAGCGAGAGCGAGAGCAUAGUGCCAAAGGCCAGUCAUGAUGCUGGUGCCGAGGGGACCAUUGUGGUGGGAAGGAAGUAA